Messenger RNA from Echinococcus granulosus, 1005 nucleotides. RefSeq lists its product as hypothetical. NCBI's taxonomy places the organism in Eukaryota, Metazoa, Platyhelminthes, Cestoda, Cyclophyllidea, Taeniidae. The record is from RefSeq and is a predicted model, not a curated record. Gene Ontology annotation, cellular component: membrane. The transcript has 9 exons. Gene Ontology annotation, molecular function: zinc ion binding. The coding region runs from base 1 to 1005 and encodes 334 amino acids.
AUGUCCGACUUCGGAUCGCGAAUGAUGGACGCAUUGGACGACCAGGCCGAUGUCCGUGUGAGUCCUGCCGCCCUUGCCCUCACAGAAAAGCAGUCCCAGGGCGGAGUCAAGGUGGAUUGCGGUUGUUGCCGCCUGCUCUACACCACCACUCUACCGUGCAUAAAUACCGCCUGCACAACGCCUUGCUCUACUAUCACACUUUGUGAACUCUUCAACUCAGGUGAGUUCAUUGCGUUGUGUCAGUGCCCAGCCGUGGUGAGGGCCAACUCUUGCCGACACCUUCUUUAUCUCCUUGUCCUCAGCAGCGUCUGCGUUAUGUCUUGUGUAACCAUCUUCCUUCUCCUGGUCCCCAGUGCCGUCCUCUCUGCGACAUUCCUAGCCAUAGCGUCGUUUGGCAUUGCUCUAAAAACCUCUGAUUCCUUGGCACAGGAGUUGAUGUCGAAUUAUUUUAAGAGAUUUAGACUCAGUGACAGUGAAUUAAGAGGUCUUGCCAAAUUCGCCGCUGAAAAUGAUCACACUGCUGCAGCUUUCAUCGUGGUUGGACUCGUCAUGACAGCUGUCUGUCUCAUUGGUUGCAUUCCUGCCUUGUUUAAACGAAAGAUACUACUGAACAUAUACACCAAUGUUCUGCUUGUCCUACUCUUCGUGGAAGCCAUUGUUAUGGCAGUGUACUUGGCCAAUCCUGACAAGCUUGACGCUCCGUUUCUCGGUACAAUUGCAAAGCUGCUUGAGGAAUACAAAGGCAGGAAUGGGGAUAACUCAACGGCAAAUGUUGUCUGGAAUGCAAUAAUGGAGUCGGGAGGGCGAUGUCUUUGCCCGAAGAAUGUAAUGGAGGAAAUGGGACAGGAUGCAGGGACAAGCUUGUUGCAUGCAGUGAAGGCUAUUCGAACAACAGGAGGCGAGGCAAAACUGAUGGGCAUCCUUUUGUCCACCUUUCAGAGUACUGUCAUUCCAUUGCCGAUCAUUUACGCCUUUCUCUCGUUUCUGGACGAAGUGAACGAUUGA